This is a messenger RNA of Cololabis saira (Pacific saury), 12210 nucleotides long. It is a transcript of the gene usp34, whose product is annotated as ubiquitin specific peptidase 34. Gene Ontology annotation, biological process: protein deubiquitination. Gene Ontology annotation, molecular function: cysteine-type endopeptidase activity; cysteine-type deubiquitinase activity. Lineage: Eukaryota; Metazoa; Chordata; Actinopteri; Beloniformes; Belonidae. The coding region runs from base 287 to 11302 and encodes 3671 amino acids. The record is from RefSeq and is a predicted model, not a curated record. Gene Ontology annotation, cellular component: nucleus; cytosol. The transcript is spliced from 78 exons.
CCCCCCCGCCUUUUUCCAACAUGGCUGCCGUGUCUACUCUCAAGUAACGCUCAGACUGGAGACUGACUCGACUUCUUUCAGUGCCUGUUAGCUGUCGGCGUCCAUCCUCCUCGCCUGGACGCUAGUCAGCGCCAGCGCCGCGUCCCCGGGUCUUACUGAGAGGAGUAAUAACCUUCACCAAUCACUCCCUCCACCGGGCCUUUUUAACCCCAAAACAACCACCACAGCCGACAACAACAGCUCCCACGGCCAUGGUUUGAGCACUCAGCUUUCCUCUUCAUGAACAAUGUGUGAAAACUGCGCCGAGUUGGUGGAGGUUUUAAAUGAAAUAUCAGAUGCAGAUGGCAGUGAAGGUGGCUUCCAGCUAAAGAAGGAACAUGCUCUGCGAGUGCUUGGCUACAUCAGCUCCUGGACCCAGAGGCAAUGUCUCUGCUGCUUCAAAGAGUACAAGCAUUUGGAGGUUUUUAAUCAACUAGUUUACGCGCUCAUCAACCUGGUCAUUGCUCAGAUAAGCAACCUGAGAGACCGUCUCUGCAAUGUCCAAGACCGCACGCACAAAGGGGGCGUGUCUGCAGCCGAGGGAGCGGGGUCUGAGUGGGGCGGAGAUGAGUCUCCACCUGGCAUCCUCCCCCAGCCCCCCUCCCCCGGGGAGGACGAACCUGUUAAUGUGGAGAGAGACUCUGCUGAAGAGGAUGUCGACAUGCCGGACCUAAACCAGAACAAGAUCCAGGGUCCGGAUCAGGAGCCUAAUCAGCCGACCGCAGCCCAAGUGGAAGCGCUGGGACCGGCAGAUCGCAGCCAUGACUCUGGGGAGGGCGACGGCGCUGCCGGAGGACGCAGUGACAGCAGUGACUGCCAGGAUCCCUUCAGCUCUUGGAGUACGGAGGAACGAGAGAAGCUGCUGCUCUGUGCAGCCAAGAUUUUUCAGAUCCAGUUCCCCCUCUACACAGCCUACAAACACAACACACACCCCACCAUAGAGGACAUAUCUACUCAUGAAAGCAACAUCCUUGGAUCCUUUUGUGACAUGAAUGAUGUGGAGGUGCCUCUUCACCUGCUGCGCUACGUGUGUCUGUUCUGCGGGAAGCACGGCCUCACCCUGAUGAAGGAAUGCUUCGAGUGGGGCUCUCCAGAGAGCCUCCCCUUCCCCAUCGCCCACGCCUUCAUCACCAUCGUCUCCAAUAUACGGAUAUGGUUGCACAUUCCUGCAGUUAUGCAGCACAUCAUACCGUUCCGCACCUACGUAAUACGGUAUCUGUGUAAGCUGUCGGACCAGGAGCUGCGACAGAGCGCAGCACGCAACAUGGCCGACCUGAUGUGGAGCACAGUGAAGGAGCCGCUGGACAGCGCAUUGUGCUUCGACAAGGAGAGCCUGGACCUGGCCUUCAAAUACUUCAUGUCCCCCACUCUCACGAUGCGCUUGGCUGGACUUAGCCAAAUCACAAAUCAACUCCACACUUUCAAUGAUGUGUGCAACAAUGAGUCACUGGUGUCCGACACAGAAACGUCCAUAGCAAAGGAACUGGCUGACUGGCUGAUCCACAACAACGUAGUGGAACACAUAUUUGGACCCAAUUUGCACAUCGAGAUCAUUAAGCAGUGCCAAGUGAUCCUGAACUUCUUGGCUGCAGAAGGCCGGCUCAGCACGCAGCACGUAGACUGUAUCUGGGCUGCAGCUCAGCUGAAACACUGCAGCCGUUACAUCCAUGACCUUUUCCCAUCACUCAUUAAAAACCUGGACCCUGUGCCUCUUCGUCAUGUGUUAAACCUGGUGUCUGGCUUACAUCCGAGCGCCCACACCGAGCAGACAUUAUACCUGGCCUCCAUGCUGAUCAAGGCUCUUUGGAACAACGCCCUUGCUGCAAAAGCCCAGCUCUCCAAACAGAGCUCCUUUGCCUCCCUGCUGAACACCAACAUUCCCAUGGGAAACAAGAAAGGUUCACCGGCUGCAAGUCCAGACAGCAGCGACAACAGCGACACGCAGCACAGCGGAGGCAGUGACAUUGAGAUGGACGACCAGAUGAUGGUGACGGGCAGCAAGAGGAACCAGCAGAGGCUGUCGGACACAGAGGAGUCGAUGCAGGGCAGCUCUGACGAGACGGCCAACAGCGUGGAGGAGGGCAGCAGCGGGCCGGGCAGCAGCAGCGGCCGCAGCGAGGCGUCCAGUAACGAAGCCGCCUCCAGCCGAGCCAGCCAGUCGGCCGGGAGCCCCGGUAGUGAGAUGCACUCCGACGAUAUGGCAGAUAGUGAGGCGUUAAAGGAGGAAGAGGAGGAUGAAGAAGAAGAGGAGGAUGAUGAGGAAGAGGAGGAUGACGAGGAAGAGGAAGAAGACGAAGGAAACCGGUCUGCCGCUGAAGGCAGCCAUCAAAAGGAAGCCCGGGAGCAGAUGGAGUCGAGGAAGAGGAAAGCAGGGGAGGCUCUGAGUGAGGGCCCGGGUCACGGAGUGGGACCCAUCGCUUCUGGGGCAGGAAGCAAGCCCAAAGUGCUGCCCUUUAGUCCAGAAACAUCUGCUGCCAUGGUUACGGCAGCAUCCACGUCUUUAGAGGGUCGUAUGAGGAUGCUGGACGCUUGCGCUUCAUCCUCUGCUCGUCACGAGGGGGCGGAGCCUCAGCAACAGUCUGCAGACAUCAGCCCUUCUCAGAUGGUCCAGGGGCCUCAGGAGCCGCCCUGUCUGCCCAGGCCCGGGGACUUCCUGGGAGAGGCCAUGGGGAGUGAGCUCUUCAACUGCCGCCGAUUCAUCGGCCCCCAGCAUCACCACCAUCACCACCACCACCAUCACCAUCACGAGGGUCCUAUGGUGGAGGACAUGUUGAGUGCUGAUGACGUUAGCUGCAGCAGCUCCCAGGUCAGCGCCAAGUCGGAGAAGAAUAUGGCCGACUUUGACGGGGAGGAGUCCGGCUGUGAGGAGGAGCUGGUCCAGAUCAACUCCCACGCUGAACUCAGCUCACACCUUCAGCAGCACCUCCCCAACCUGGCUUCUAUCUAUCAUGAGCACCUGGUGCAAGGACCAGCUGUUCAUAAACAUCAAUAUUCCAGCCACGCUGUCACUGAUAUCAACCUUGAUAAUGUUUGUAAGAAGGGGAACACACUGCUCUGGGACCUGGUGCAAGAUGAAGAUGCGAUUCAUCUGUCUGAGGGUCUCAUCAACGAGGCAGAGAAGCUUUUGUGUUCGCUGGUCUGUUGGUUCACCGACAGACAGAUACGAAUGCGCUUCAUCGAGGGUUGCCUUGACAACCUGGCCCAUCAUCGGUCAGUUGUGGUUUCUUUGCGUCUUCUACCCAAACUUUUCGGCACUUUUCAACAGUUUGGCUCCAGCUACGACACUCACUGGAUCACAAUGUGGGCUGAAAAAGAGCUACACAUGAUGAAACUGUUCUUCGAUAACCUCCAACACUACAUCCAAGAAGUUCGGGAGCACCGGCACAAGUUUGCUCUGUACAGCCACAGUGCAGAGGUCCAGGUCCGUCUGCAGUUUCUCACCUGCGUCUUCUCCACGCUGGGGUCACCAGAUCAUUUCAGGUUGAGUCUGGAGCAGGUGGACAUCCUCUGGCACUGUCUGGUGGAGGACGCCGAGUGCUACGACGAUGCGCUGCAUUGGUUCCUCAACCAGGUCCGCAGCAAGGACCAGCAUGCAAUGGGCAUGGAGACGUACAAGCACCUGUUUCUUGAGAAGAUGCCUCAGCUAAAGCCAGAAACUAUCAGCAUGACGGGCCUCAACCUCUUUCAGCACCUCUGUAACCUGGCUCGGCUUGCAACCAGCGCGCUUGAUAAUGCUUCCAGCUGUGAGCUGUGCGGCAUGGACCAGCUGUGGGGGAUCGCUCUGAGAGCUCAAUCUGCAGACAUCAGCCGUGCAGCCAUCCAGUACAUCAACUCCUACUACAUUAAUGCUGGUAAAACAGGACUGGAGAAGGAGCAGGAGUUCAUCAGGAAGUGCAUGGAGAGUCUUCUGAUGGCCUCGGCUAACCUGGAAAAAGACGCUCACUCCAGCCUGACCAGCAUCGAGAGGGGACUGCUCAUGCUCAAAACACACCUGGAGGCCUUCCGACGCAGGUUUGCGUACCACCUGAGGCAGUGGCAGAUCGAGGGGACGGGAAUCAGCAGCCACCUAAAGGCUCUCAGUGACAAACAGUCUCUGCCGCUCAGGAUUGUCUGCCAGCCCGCCGGCCUGCCCGACAAGAUGACUAUUGAGAUGUAUCCAAGUGACCAGGUUGCAGACCUGCGAGCUGAGGUGACCCACUGGUACGAGAACCUGCAGAAGGAGCAGAUGAACCAGCAAGCUCAGCUGCAGGAGUUCGGCCAGAGCAGCCGCCAGCCGGGGGAGUUCCCAGGUGGUUUGAUGGGACCGGUCAGAAUGAUUUCCUCUGGCCACGAACUCACUACAGACUAUGAUGAAAAGACGCUACAUGAGCUGGGCUUUAAAGACAUGCAGAUGGUGUUUGUCUCUCUGGGAGCUCCGCGGAGGGAGAGGAAGGGAGAGGGUGUGCAGCUGCCGGCCUCCUGUUUGCCUCCUCCUCAGAAAGAGCACAUUCCCAUGCUGCUGCUCCUGCAGGAGCCACACCUCACCACGCUCUUUGACCUGCUGGAGAUGUUGGCCUGUUUCAAACCACCCACUCCCAGCACGGAGAAGGUCCAGGAGAGCCCAGAGAAUGUCCGAUGUGAGGAGCUUCACCUCCAUGCAGAGAAUCUGUCCCGGCGUGUUUGGGAGCUGCUCAUGCUCCUUCCUACGUGUCCCAAGAUGCUGCAGGCCUUCCAGAACAUCUCUGAUGAAACGAGUGGAGAAGGUCUGUGCUGGAAGGAGCUGCUGAGGAUUAAAAGUCCCCACAAGCUCCUGUACGCUCUGGAGAUCAUCGAGGCUCUGGGAAAACCCAACCGACGGAUCCACAGAGAGUCAACUGGCAGCUACAGCGAUCUGUACCCGGACUCUGACGACUCCAGUGAGGAUCAGAUAGAGAACAGCAAGAACACCUGGAGCUGCAAGUUUGUUUCAUCCGGAGGUUUGCAGAUGCUCCUGGAGAUCUUCAACUCUGGCAUCCUUGAGCCCAAAGACCAGGAGUCCUGGACUGUGUGGCUGUUGGACUGCCUGGCCUGCCUGCUGAAGCUGAUCUGCCAGUUUGCCGUGGACCCUGCAGACCUGGACCUGGCCUAUCACGACGUCUUCUCCUGGUCCGGCCUCGCCGACAGCCAACGGAAACGGGCCUGGCCUGGCAAGUCCCGCAAAUCCACUGUGGAUCAUGGGAAAGGUCUGCACAUCCCUCGCUUGACAGAGGUGUUCCUCAGUCUGGUCCAAGGCACCAACCUGAUCCAGCGUCUCAUAAAUGUGGCUUACACGUAUGACAACCUCGCUCACAGAGUCCUCAAGGCUCAAUCUGACCACAGAUCCCGGCACGAAGUGACGCACUACUCCAUGUGGCUGCUGGUGAGCUGGGCUCACUGCUCGUCCACUGUCAAGUCCAGUUUGGCUGAUAGCGAGCACCUCCACGACUGGCUGAAGAAACUCACCCUGCUGGUGCCGGAGCCGGCAGUGAGGCACGAGGCGUGCAACGGCCUUUACAAGCUCUCAUUGUCCGGUCUGGAGGGAGGAGAAUCCAUCAACAGGUCAUUUCUGCUGCUCGCUGCUUCCACGCUGCUCAAGUUUCUACCCGAUGCUCAGGCCCUCAAACCUCUGCGGGUGGAGGACUAUGAAGAGGAGCCGCUGUUGAAGACUGGCUGUAAGGAAUACUUCUGGCUGCUCUGCAAGCUCAUCGAUAACAUCCAUGUAAAAGACGCCAGCCAGAAGGUCUCUCCCUGUCUGUCGCUGCCUGGCUCGAUGCAGACCACGCUGCUGGACCUGGACGCUCUGGCAAGACACCUUGCUGACUGCAUCAGGAGUCGAGAGAUCCUGGACCAGCAGGACGGCAGCAUCGAGGACGACGGGCUGACGGGUCUCCUGCGUCUCGCCACCAGCGUUCUCAAACACAAGCCUCCCUUCAAGUUUUCCCGUGAGGGGCAAGAGUUCCUGCGGGACGUCUACAACCUGCUCUUCCUCCUCCCCAGCCUGGCCGACCGCGCUCAACCCAAGUGCAAGUCUCACGCGGCGAGGGCGGCCGCCUACGACCUGCUGGUGGAGAUGGUGAAGGGCUCGGUGGAAAACUACCGGCUCCUUCACAACUGGGUCAUGUCACAGCACAUGCAAGCCUCUCACGCACCGUACAAGUGGGACUACUGGCCUCACGACGACGUCCGGGCCGAGUGCCGCUUCGUGGGCCUGACCAACCUGGGAGCAACCUGCUACCUGGCCUCCACCAUCCAGCAGCUGUACAUGAUCCCCGAGGCCCGGCAGGCCGUCUUCACUGCCAAGUAUGCUGAGGAGAUCAAACACAAGACCACACUGCUGGAGCUGCAGAAGAUGUUCACAUAUCUCAUGGAGAGUGAGAGGAAAGCGUACAACCCCCGUCCGUUUUGUAAAACCUACACGAUGGACAAACAGCCUCUCAACACAGGCGAGCAAAAAGACAUGACGGAGUUUUUCACCGACCUCAUCACCAAGAUAGAAGAGAUGUCCCAGGAGCUGAAACACACAGUGAAAACUUUAUUUGGAGGGGUCAUCACCAACAACGUUGUCUCUCUGGAUUGUGACCACGUCAGUCAGACGGCAGAGGAGUUUUACACCGUCAGGUGUCAAGUGGCAGAUAUGAAGAACAUCUACGAGUCUCUGGAUGAGGUGACCAUCAAGGACACUCUGGAGGGCGACAACAUGUACACGUGUUCUCAGUGUGGCAAGAAGGUCCGCGCGGAGAAAAGGGCCUGUUUCAAGAAACUGCCACGCAUCCUGAGCUUCAACACCAUGAGAUACACCUUCAACAUGGUUACCAUGAUGAAGGAGAAGGUCAACACACACUUUUCCUUUCCGCUGCGGCUCGACAUGACGCCGUACACCGAGGAUUUCCUCAUGGGCAAAGGGGAACGCAAAGAAGGUUUUCGGGAAGAGAGGGAAGGAAACGUGACGGAGAGCUACGAGUACGACCUGAUUGGUGUGACGGUGCACACGGGCACCGCAGACGGAGGACAUUACUACAGCUUCAUCAGGGACAUCGUCAACCCCCACGCUUACAAGAACAACAAGUGGUAUCUGUUCAACGAUGCCGAGGUGAAACCCUUUGACUCGGCCCAGCUGGCCUCCGAGUGCUUUGGAGGAGAGAUGACGACUAAAACGUACGACUCUGUCACAGACAAGUUCAUGGACUUCUCCUUUGAGAAGACGCACAGUGCCUACAUGCUUUUCUACAAGAGAGUGGAGCUGGAGGAAGAGAACGGCAAAGACUUCAGUUUUGACGUGUCACCUGAUCUACUCGAGUGGAUUUGGCAUGACAACAUGCAGUUUCUUCAGGAUAAGAAUAUAUUUGAGCACACCUACUUUGGGUUCAUGUGGCAGCUGUGUAGCAGCAUCCCCAGCACUCUGCCGGAUCCAAAAGCUGUUUCCCUCAUGACUGCUAAGCUCAGCACAUCUUUUGUUCUUGAGACUUUCAUUCACUCCAAGGAGAAGCCCACCAUGCUGCAGUGGAUCGAACUCCUGACCAAACAGUUUAACAACAGCCAGGCUGCCUGCGAGUGGUUUUUGGACCGGAUGGCUGAUGACAACUGGUGGCCAAUGCAGAUCCUCAUAAAAUGCCCCAAUCAGAUUGUCAGACAGAUGUUCCAGAGGUUAUGCAUUCACGUAAUCCAGAGGCUUCGUCCGGUGCACGCUCAUCUCUACCUGCAGCCCGGCAUGGAGGACGGCUCCGACGACAUGGACGGCCCGGUGGAAGACAUCGGAAGCCGAUCUUGUGUCACUCGCUUCGUUAAAACCCUCCUGUCCAUCAUGGAGCACGGCGUCAAGCCGCACAGCAAGCACCUGACCGAGUACUUUGCUUUUCUCUACGAGUUUGCCAAGAUGGGCGAGGAAGAGAGUCAGUUCCUGUUAUCACUACAAGCCAUCUCCAUCAUGGUGCACUUCUACAUGGGAACCAAAGGCCCUGAGAAUCCUCAGGUGGAGGUUCUGUCUGAAGAAGAGGCGGAGGAGGAGGAUGAAGAGGAGGACAUCUUGUCUCUGGCGGAGGAGAAAUACCGUCCUGCAGCUCUGGAGAAAAUGAUCGCACUCAUUGCUCUGCUGGUGGAGCAGUCCCGCUCCGAAAGACACCUGACCCUUUCCCAGAGCGACAUGGCAGCGCUGACCGGAGGGAAGGGCUUCCCCUUCCUCUUCCAGCACAUCAGAGACGGCAUCAACAUCAGGCAGACCUGCAACCUCAUCUUCAGCCUCUGUCGCUAUAACAACCGGCUGGCUGAACAUAUCGUGUCAAUGCUCUUCACCUCCAUCGCCAAGCUCACUCCCGAGGCUGCAAAUCCUUUCUUCAAGCUGCUGACGAUGCUCAUGGAGUUUGCAGGCGGACCUCCUGGGAUGCCCUCUUUUGCCUCCUACAUCCUCCAGAGAAUCUGGGAGGUGAUCGAGUACAACCCGUCCCAGUGUCUGGACUGGCUGGCUGUGCAGACUCCCAGGAACAAGCUGGCCCACAGCUGGGUGCUGCAGAACAUGGAGAACUGGGUGGAGCGCUUCCUGCUGGCGCACAACUACCCCCGAGUCCGCACAUCCGCCGCGUACCUGCUGGUCUCCCUCAUCCCCAGCAACUCCUUCCGCCAGAUGUUCCGCUCCACGCGCUCACUCCACCUGCCAACGCGUGAGCUGCCGUUGUCUCCCGACACCACGGUGGUCCUCCACCAGGUCUACAACCUGCUGCUGGGGCUUCUGGGUCGCGCCAAGCUGUACGUGGACGCCAGCGUUCACGGCACCACCAAGCUGGUGCAGUAUUUCAGCUUCAUGACCUACUGCCUCAUCUCCAAGACAGAGAAACUCAUGUUUUCUGGAUACUUCAUGGACCUCUGGAACCUCUUCCAGCCCAAACUAUCAGAGCCGGCCAUCGCCACCAACCACAACAAGCAGGCCCUGCUGUCCUUCUGGUACAACGUGUGUGUGGACUGUCCCGAGAACGUGAGGCUGGUGGUGCAGAACCCCGUGGUGACCAAGAACAUUGCCUUCAACUACAUCCUGGCCGAUCACGACGACCAGGAGGUGGUGCUGUUUAACCGGGGCAUGCUGCCAGCGUACUACGGCAUCCUGCGCAUGUGCUGCGAGCAGUCGCCCGCCUUCACCCGCCAGCUGGCGUCGCACCAGAACAUCCAAUGGGCCUUCAAGAACCUGACGCCCCACGCCAGCCAGUACCCCGGGGCAGUGGAGGAACUCUUCAACUUGAUGCAGUUGUUUGUGGCGCAGCGAGCCGACAUGAGAGAAGAAGAGGUGGAGGACAUUAAACAGUUUAAAAAAACCACCAUCAGCUGCUACCUGCGCUGCCUGGACGGCCGGUCCUGCUGGACCACCCUCAUCAGUGCCUUCAGAGUUCUGCUGGAGAACGACGAGGACCGGCUGCUGGUGGUGUUCAACAGGGGACUCAUCCUCAUGACUGAGUCCUUCAACACUUUGCACAUGAUGUACCACGAAGCGACGGCGUGUCAUGUCACUGGAGACCUGGUGGAGCUGCUCUCCAUCUUCCUCUCUGUCCUCAAAGCCACUCGGCCAUAUCUCCAGCGGAAAGAUGUGAAGCAGGCUCUGAUUCAGUGGCAGGAGAGAAUCGACUUUGCACACAAGCUGCUCACGCUCCUCAACUCCUACAGCCCUCCCGAGCUGCGCAACGCCUGUUUGGAUGUGCUGAAGGAGCUCGUACUGCUGAGUCCGCACGACUUCCUGCACACCCUCGUCCCGUUCUUACAGCACAACCACUGCACCUACCACCACAGCAACAUCCCCAUGUCGUUUGGUCCGUACCUGCCGUGCAGAGAAAACAUCAAGCUGAUGGGAGCCAAAAACAACAUCCGCCCUCCGAGGCCGGAGCUCAACAUGUGUCUGCUGCCGUCGUUGGUGGAGAGCAGUAAGGGUAAAGACGAGGUGUACGACAGGAUGCUGCUGGACUACUUCCUGUCCUACCAUCAGUUCAUUCACCUGCUGUGCCGCGUCGCCAUCAACUGCGAGAAGUUUACCGAUACACUUGUUAAACUGAGUGUGCUGAUAGCAUAUGAAGGACUUCCUCUUCACCUUGCACUCUUCCCCAAACUGUGGACGGAGCUCUGUCAGUCACAGUCUGUCAUGGCUAAAACGUGUGUGAAGCUGGUCUGUGAAGACCCGGCCUUCAGCGAGUACAUCAAGUGUAUCCUCAUGGACGAGAGGACGUUCCUCAACAACAACGUGGCCUACUCGUUCCUCACCUGCUUCGUGCACAAGGUGCAGGUGCUCUCUGGGCCCAGCUGCUCUAACUUGAUCGGUGUUUUGGUGACGAGCCUGCUGAGUGAGCAGAGCAACCUCCAGCCUGAGCUGGCCGCUCACCGCGUGGAGCUCAACAAGACCAGCAGCCUGCUCAAUGCUGACCUGAGGGCUUUGGUGCUGCUGCUGUCCGUUCAGCCUCCUCAGGGCAUGGAUCCAGCGCUCUGCCCGGCCCUGCAGGAGCUGCUGGCUCGCUGUCGUCUCUGUCUCCAACAGCGCAGCACGCUGGAGCAGGAGGCCAAAGACCACAAGUCCAAAGCUGAGGAUGAAGGAGCGACUCCAGUGAAGCGGCGAAGGGUGAGCAGUGAAGGCGACCGAGACGGAGCUGCCGCCGCCUCCACCUCCUCCUCCUCCGCUCUCCCGGCCUGUAGCGAGCCCAAGCCUGACGGGCAGGAGGCGCUGACCCCCACCAGCACCUCGGACACGGAGACACGAGACUCCUCCUCCCUCAUAGACCCGGGGACGGAGCAGGACCCACCUUCUCCUGACUCCACCCCGGCCACCUCCGGAAACCUGGAUUCCUUCCCCAAAGAGGAGAAGAUGGAGGCGUCCUCCUCCUCCUCCUCCUCCAUCUCUUCCUCCUCCUCCUCGUGCCUGUUGCAGGAGGCGGGGGAGGGGUUUGUUCAAGGGGAGGAGUGUGAGCCGCAGCAGCAGGGGGGGACGGUGGAGGAGGAUGAGGAGGGGGGGCCGGGGCAGAGAACAACACCUGGCUCCUCAGAGGGGCCUAAAGAGGAGAAGGAUGUGGGGUCUAAGAGCAGCAGCAGCUCCGCCCAAGCCCUCUCAGAGGACGCCUCUUUCCCAUCAGCCCUGGGGUUUGUGGGGGAGGGUUCAGACACCUGCAGCAGUCACACUUCCUCUCCCCCCGUGUUCCCUAGCACCGGCCCCCCACCCGACAUGCUGGACAUGCUGUACAGGACAGUGGAAGCCACCAUCGCCAUAGUAACCAAACUGUCCGUCAAAGGCGCGCCCUCUUCAUGACCACGUCAACUCACAGCUGCCAUGAGAUCUCUAACAAACUUUUGUCUCUUUUCUCUUUUUGGAAAUCUAAAUCUUGCUCUGAGGAGCUGGAGGUUUCCCUGUUUGAGCUCCUCUGCUGUUUCUGUGCUGCUGUUCGUUGCCUUCCACCGACGUUCAGUCGGUCGGCUCUUUUCUCAGCUUCAGUAAUUCUCGCUGUGUUUUAUCGCUCUGAUAGAAACUGACUCCACGCAAAGCCAACCCUUUGUCUGACAAAGAAGAAAAACCAAGUCAUUCAAGCUGCAGCACAUUUUCUUUCUUCCCAAGGGCAAAACGAAAAAAAAAUGUUUUUUUUUUUGUUUUGUUUUUCGUUUUGUGUGCGUGUUUUAUACUGGAUUGAUUUUGUUUUGGACAGUGAUUUUAUUUGUUUGAGGUUUGCUGUAAUGGGGAAAGGUUUACAUAACUUUUGUCUCCUCUGUAUGUAAUUUAAUUUUAUUGCAUUUUUACUGUGUAUAAAAAUGGUCGUCCUCUGUGCCAGUUUUGUACUUUAUGAACGAGGCAAAAGAAAGUUGCCUUGAGUUUUUCUGUGGUUUAAUUAUCCAGAAACUAAGUUUACCUGUAAAUUAAGAGAACCUCAAGAAAUUUGAUUCUGUAAAGAAUCCCCUAGUCAUUGCCUGAAGGUGUAUAUGAAAAACUAUAGAAGUAUAUAAAUAUAUACGAAAUAUCUUUAUAUGAAUAUGAAAAUAUAUAAAUAUAUAAAGUGGUGCUUUAUUUGACUGUGGUUGAAAUAAAGCCCCCAUGUUGGACCAGCUGGAGCUUUUAUUUUCUUUACUAAAGUACAUUCCAUAAUCUAUUGUUUAUUUUUGCUUCUUCUGCUGUGUUCUGAUUUUCUUCUGAUUUUAUUUUAAUAAAGAAUAAAUUAAUAAAAACUG